GCAGACUACACAUGACCCCUUGACCUGGUUGCCAGGGAGCGAGUGGGACUAUGGCGACUGGUGCAGCGACUGGCGAGGGACAGCUCCAGAGGAUUAUCAGAGAUCUGCAUGUGGCUUUCCCUCAGAGGGGCCCUGUCCUGGCCGGCUGGGUGAAGAGACACUGUCCUCGUCCUGGGACGGUCAGCAAAGAGGAGUUGGGACAUGCAGCCUGAGGCAGAGACACGACUCACAGUUCGGCCUUUGGUGGCGUCUUUCCAGUUCCUGAGAUGGAUAAGAGAUGCUGUGGCAGAGAUAACCAAAGAGUACAAGGAGAAUGGAGAGCCAGUCACAGAUGACAGCUCUAACCUACAUAAGUUCUCCUACAAACUGGAGUACCUGCUACAGUUUGAUCAGAAGGAGAAGACUACAUUUCUGGGUACAAGGAAAGAUUACUGGGAUUACUUUAAUGACUGCCUGGCCAAAAUCAAGGGAGCCAAUGAUGGCAUUCGCUUUGUCAAGUCUAUUCCUGAGCUGAAGACGUCGCUGGGGAAAGGCCGAGCAUUUAUCCGUUACUCUCUGGUACACCAGCGGCUAGCGGACACUCUUCAGCAGUGCCUCCUGAAUUCGAGGACCACCAGUGACUGGUAUUAUGCUCGGAGUCCCUUCCUAAAGCCUCAUCUAAGUGUGGACAUUAUUAAUUAUCUCUACGAGCUCAAUGAGGUCCAGUUUGAUCUGGCAUCCCGAGGUCAUGACCUUGAUUCAGCGUGGCCCACGUUUGCAAGGAGGACUCUAGGACUGACUAACUCUCCCAGUCACAUGUGGAAACCACCCAGCCGCAGCUCCAGCGUUAACAGCCUGGCCAGCACAUAUUCACAGCAACCCCCCGAGUUACCCUGUAGUCCAGACUUAGGGCCAAGUCUGUUGGCUGACCUUACCGAGCCAUUGUCCGACUCUACCAGCAGCGCCGUGGAUGAGUUGCGUCUAGAGUUGGAUCAGUCAGAAUUGAAGCAGCGAGAGCUUGUCGAGCGAAUCCAGCAGCUUGGUGGAGAGGCCACGGAGCUCCGUGAAGUGGUGACCGAACUCCAGAGGCAGCUGGACAUCUCGUUAGCAGCACAGGCUAACCACCAGGAGCUCCAGCUCAAACUGGACGCGCUGAGCGAGAGGGAGCGGAGCCUGGCCCAAGAGCUGGAUGUCCUGAGGGGACGCGAGAGCAUCAGAGAGGCAGCGCAUCAGGAACUUCAGGGUAAACUGGUCUCUGCAGAGAGGAAGAAUGAGGAGUUGAUAGCUAAAUUGGAUGGGGUGCUUGAGGAAAAAGGGCAAAGGGCAGCCAGCCACUUUGACUCAGCCCAGAAGAUCCACGAGCUGCUGGAUGGACUGAAGGAAGCAGAGAAAGGGAGGAUAGAUGCGCUAGCUGAUGGAGAGGAGAAGAGGAUGCAGGCUGAACGCCUGGCAGAGGAGCUGAGAAUGAAAGAGCAAGCCCUGAAGGAUGGAGAGACAAAAAUAUUGGCUUUAACAGAAAAGGGUGAAAAACUGAAGAAACGGGCAGAAGACCAACGUAAUGCAGUGGAUAAACUCCAGGGAGCGCUGGCAGUGAGAGAAAAGGAGGCCAGCAACCUCCAGAAACAGCUGCAAGACCUUCAGUGCUCACUGGAGACAAUGGAGGAGCAGACUGCAGAGGAAAAGAAGAGGUCCCUUGAGGAGAGAGAAGAGCUGCAAAAGAAGUUGAGCUCUCUAAAAGAAACUCUGGAAGGGAAGCUUCAAAGCUUAACAGCGCAGAUCAGGACAAAAGAGACUGAACUUCUCUCAAGUGCCAAGAGGAUCAAACACCUGGAGGCUGAAACUGAGCGGCUGAGAGGAGAGAGGCAGAGCCUGAGUGGGAAUGUAAUAGAACUUGAGUCCAGUACCAAAGAUCAGGCCAAAAAGAUUGAUGACUACAAGGUGCAGUGCAACCAGCUUGUGGAGGUGAACAGCAAGCUUCUACAAACGGUCAAGAGGAAUGAGGAGACCAGGAAGGAGCUGGCAGAAAGUAAGGCUGCAUUAGAGAUUGAGAUGACUGGGCUGAGAGCAUCUGAAAAGCAGCUCAGAGGGCAGCUCAGUGAUGCUAAAGUGACAGUAGACGAGCGGGAACAGCGGAUGCGAGAGGAGAACCGUGAGCUGGACGAGAAGCUUCAAAAAACAAAGUUGCAGGCCGAGGAGUCCCAGGGCUUAGUCCGCAAGUUAGAGCAGGAGAACAGGGACCUCAGAGAGGAGCAUGGCACUGUCAAAGUUGCUCUCACGGCCAUGCAGGAUGAGCUGCGCAAUAUCAAUGGCCAGAUUGCCGAUCUAGAGAAAAGCCUUGGGGCGUCAAGACGCAACGAAGCAAAUCUCUCCUUGCAGCUGAAGGACCGAGACUCUCAACUGGAAGAUCGAGAGAGGCUGUGUGAGCAACUCCAGGCAAGAGUGGAAGAGCUGGAAGUAAGGGAGAAAGAACUAGAGGCUGGAAAGACUGAGGCAGAGAGAGCCUUUGUGAGACAGAAGGAGAUGAUGGAUAGCCUGGAGGUGCAGAGGAAAGCAGUGGAGAAGGCUCAGAAAGAGACAAGUGCCUGUCAAACAAAGGAAGCCCAAGAAAUGGCUUCAAAAGUUGCUGUAUUAGAGGAACAGUUAGGGCUGAAUGUGAAAGAGGUGUCUAGGCUCCAGGAGGAGUUGGUGGACAUGAAGGCCAAAUUGCACAGUGCCAUAGAAGAGAAGUUAAAAGUCCAGGCCAGGCUGGAAGUCAAAGAGGCAUCUUGUGAAGAGCUACAGACCCUGACGGAAGGACUCAAGAAACAAGUCGAGGAGCAGAAUCGAGCCCAUGUGAGUGAACUAAUGCAGUCAAAGGAACAUGUAGCAGAGAUAUCAUCUCAACUGAACACGGAAAGAUCUACGCGGACUAAAUUAGAGGCCGACUUAGCCAGAGUCCAUAAAGAGGUAUCUGAGCUCAAGACCCAGAAUGAGAGACUGGUGCUGGAAAGUGCAGAGACCAAAGAAGGACUCCACAGGGCUAAUACAGAGAUGGCGGAGCUGGGAAUGACUAUCUGCCGGCUGACUGCAGAGCGAGAGGAGGCUCGGGAGCACUGGUCGGCUGAGGCCACUCGAAUCCAGGAGCUGGAGGAGCAGGGUGAGCGAGAGACGGACCGGCUGAAUGCCAGCAUGGCAGCACUGCGACAGGAGAAUGCCAGCCUCCAAGAGGAGCUCCAGCAGAUGGAGAAGCUUCCAGAGACGGUGUUGGAGCUGAAGGAACUGCUGGACAAAGCUGAGAGUGAAAGGGAGGCAGCACGGGAGGAGACAACAGCUGUGAAGUUUCAGAUGAGCACAGAAAACAUGGCACACCAGAGCCAAGUGAAGAGUUUGAAUGAAGAGCUUGAGAGCUUAAAAGCGCAGCUGACGACGGAAAAAGUGAGGAUGUCUGGCCUGGACGCCAAAGUUUCAGAUUUAGAGGGAGUGAAUUCAGACUUCUCUCGUCUGAUGGAGGAGAAAGAUUCUCACAUCACUGAGGUCGAGAGCCUGAUACGGCAGCGGGAGAAUGAAAUACAGGAGCUGAGAGACAGUGUGGCAAGGGCUGAGGAGGCUCUAGGAGUGGUGCAGAAGGAGCAGGAGGAGCUGAGGGAGAAUCUGGACAAGGUUCUGUCUGAGGCUCAGGCCCAGCAGCUCAAAAUGACUGCAGAGAUCGACGACCUCAGCCACACCAAGAGCACUCUGGAGGAGCGGCUGAUUGAGCUCAUCAAGGAUAAAGAUGCUCUGUGGCAGAAGUCAGACGCUCUGGAGUUCGAGCAGAAGCUGAGGGCUGAGGAGCAGUGGUGGCUGCUCGACAAAGAGGCCACACACUGUCUUGGUUGCCAGAGCCAGUUCACUUGGUGGCUCCGCAGGCAUCACUGCAGGUUGUGUGGACGGAUUUUCUGCUACUACUGCAGUAAUAAUUUUGUAAUGACGAAGUACGGGGGGAAGAAGGAGCGCUGCUGCAGAGAGUGUUACACACAGCACAGCGCCGUAGUGGAGAGAUUCACCCGUGCUGAACUCAACAGCCCACAAGAACCUCCAGCACCACCAGGACACUCACACACGGCCAGCCCACCGCCACCAUAUAAACCCACACCCAGAGUUACAGUGACUGAAGAGAAUGCAAAGCAGGAAGAUGGAGCAUUCGACAUCAUCACUGAGGAGGAGGUGAACGGACUGUAUGACAGUGACUCACUCUCUCAGACCACCGCAGGAUCACAGGAGGGAGAGACUGAGGGCAGACCCACUAGGGACCUGAGCACCCUCGGUGACAUGACUGCUGAGGAACAGGAGGAGCUGCCCUCGACAGUUCAAGACACUGAAAUUAACCUCCUCAAAUCUGGAGAAAUCACCUCCACUGUGCUACUGCACAUCGACGAGAUCUCCCAGUUUGGUGACGGUUCACGCGAGCUUUUCGUCAAGUCCAGUUGCUACAGUGUCAUCUCCGUUACCGUUGGCGACCACAGCCCCACUGUCGGCUGGGUCUUCUCUUCCGAGCCAAAGAGCAUCUCCUUUAGUGUCGUCUACAGAGAAUCAAUCAACACGCCUGUGGAGCAGGCCAAGGUUCUGAUCCCCCUGACUCGCUGUAACGCACACAAAGAAACCAUUCAGGGUCAGCUGAAAGCCAGGAACCCUGGAGUCUACUCACUCAUCUUCGACAAUUCCUUCUCCAGGUUUAUCUCCAAGAAAGUCAACUACCACUUGACCACGGAGAAGCCAGUCAUCUAUGAUGGAAGUGACUGCCCAUAGACACUGAAGAUUAUUUGGAGGAAGGUGUUUUGUUAAAUGUUGUCAUUUAUUUUCUUUUGCUCCACUUUUAAUGCUUUUUAUCCCAAACUGUCCCCAUGUGCCAAGUGUUUUAUGCUCCAGUGGGUUUUAUAUAUUAUCUGUAUUUUAGCGCUUCAGAAUUAAGAAUGGCCAUAUAUGUUCUCAGUAAUGGCUCUCUGGCUAUUACUGAACUACAUGAAAGGCAUAUUAUACAGUCUUAUUCUAUGCAAGUACUUUUUUCUUUCAUUUUCUUAACAUUUUUUAAGGAUACAGUAUCUCAGAAGUGGUUUUAUAUGCAAAUACACACUACAGAAUGCUGAAUAUGUGUCGCAUCAGUACUUAGGAAUUGCUGCUAUUGCAAGCGCACAUUUCUAGCUCUUUUCAAAAGAACCUCUAUGAAGUACACUACAACCAAGCAUUUUAAUACAUUUUGUCAAUUUUUUUAAACUGCAGCUUCAAAUGUAACUAUUUGCUAAAUGAAACACAAUCGUGUUUUUCUUUUGACGAGACUCAAAAGCCUGAGUCAAGCAGAGAUGGCCCCCUUUUUACCAAAGGUAUGAACACUGUCACAGUCAGGGGUACAGCACAAUGUAUAAGUGGGUAUAAGAGCUAAUAUCAAGUAGUCAAGUUUCAGUGUUCAGCAGUACAGAGACCUACCAAUUACCUCAUUCAUAGCUGUCCUGUUGUGAAUUUGAUGAGGCAUAACUGACAAAAACGCAUCAGUGUCAAGUGGCCUUCCAGAAUGAGUUGAUUUCACUAAAAAUGAGCAUAAUGUACCAAGCCUACAUUUAACAGUGCUAAUUUACUGAAAACAAGAGAAAUGUCUUCUACUAAUUGUCCUUCAGAUAGAUGAGGAAGUAAAUGAAGCUCUCAAUGUUGCACUUAAACUUGAUGUUUUGUUGACUAUAAAACACUGAUGUCAUAUAAUUAUCUCUCUCAUUUGGGAAAUUGUUGACUAAUACUGGAGUUUUAGCAUGGUCCUAUUUAUGGUUUCUUUAUUAUUCCAUAUUGAUUUUAGUUGUAUUUAACACUUUUUUUCUAGUUCUUUUGUGUUUGUUGUACUGAAUUGCAUCAGGUUUGCAGUACUCAGCUCUGUAGAUUUUAGUUUAGGUUGUAACUCUGUUUUUUUUUCCCUUUCCAGUUGUCCAUUAUAAAAACCAACAGGACACAGAAUAACUCAUGCCAUUUACUCUUUGCCUAUUCAGGCCUGAAUGAUUGCUCUUUACGCAGUGAUAAUACAAAAUGGCUAAAUCGAAUGCUGCUGCUUUUAGACAAGUAUGUUCAUGCAAUCAGCAGAACAUGCCUCCGUUUUGUUUUUGAAUCAUGGACGGACAUGAUUAUGUGCAAUUUUUUGCUCAAGCGUUGCACUUUGUUCAGUAAAAAAUGAUUUUGAGAAAUAUUUUUAGACAGAAUGCAAUAAGACUUUUCUAAGAGACUUGUUUAGGUCGUUUUCUGUGAAUUGUUGAAUAAGUCAGAGGUUACUGAUGUUGGAGUCUGUGCAAUCCCUAUGUAGUGACACAUGUUCUUUUGUAAACAUGUACAUUUUGAAUAAUGUAAUAAAAUCUCAUAUUCUGCCUC
Messenger RNA from Colossoma macropomum (tambaqui), 6339 nucleotides. RefSeq names its product FYVE and coiled-coil domain autophagy adaptor 1a (gene fyco1a). Bases 202 to 4743 code for a protein of 1513 amino acids. The record is from RefSeq and is a predicted model, not a curated record. Lineage: Eukaryota; Metazoa; Chordata; Actinopteri; Characiformes; Serrasalmidae. Gene Ontology annotation, cellular component: autophagosome; late endosome; lysosome. Gene Ontology annotation, molecular function: metal ion binding. Gene Ontology annotation, biological process: plus-end-directed vesicle transport along microtubule; positive regulation of autophagosome maturation. The transcript has 18 exons.